CAUUCCUCGUGCAGUUUGCGACGCGCGGUGUCGAUGCGUAGCGGUGGCGCUCCCAUCGUAGAAGCAGCGGGGGAUGAAGGAGCCAAUGCGUUGCCGUUAACGUUCCCGCGUGAUUGUGCUGAGGAAGUGAUGCUCUUAACCGACGUUGCACUACGUGGCAGAGGCGAGGGGUUCAUGGUGGGUCCUUCACCCAGGCGAGAUGUGGGGUUUAUUCUGACACUCAUUGAGCUGCUUGGUCACGCUGUUGUUGCGGAGAUGCAGGAAAUUUCUACGCGGUGGGAUUACAACAUUGUGCCAACGCGACGUCUGCGAAAGAAGGCGUUGAUGGUUCUUACUUCGCCUGCAGAGCAGGAGUACAAGGCAAAUCAGACCAUCCAGAACUGUGUGAUGAGGUUUGCUUAUCUCCUCGAGGGAUUGAUAGCGGGAGCUGCGGAUGCCUUGCUCCACCUUCUUCCAGACAACCACAGUUUUUCCCGCAUGUGCAAUGCCGUGGGACUCAUUUUAUACGACAUGGAUGGCCACACGGGGGGUCAGCUUCUGAUGCACCUUCUCCGCCUGCGGCCACCCAAGAUCACGCUGGACCUCGAGGCCCACAUGGCGAUUAUUCGUUGCCUCUCUUCUAUGCGGCACGGAUGCACGCUCUGGGAGGAGGCUGUACUGCACUACACACAGGCCGUCAACUCCCUGGUGAACGCCAGGCAACACAACCCUGUGGUGCCCCAUCGUCGUCCACACGUCCCCGAAGAUAUUUCCAGUGCCCGCCUGCUACGUUGUAUCAGAAGCAGCCCUUUGCCGCGUGAGCCAAGGAGCGCGUUGACGUUGCGUAUUGCUGCUUUUGCACGGGCAUAUAGGCUUCCUUUGAGCGCUCAGUCUUAUUCCUCUUGCUUGCUUAACUUUACGGGGAAAACAACCCAUGGGCAUCUUCACUGGUGCUCCGUGGUGUGA
Trypanosoma rangeli is the source of this 945-nucleotide messenger RNA. RefSeq lists its product as uncharacterized. Lineage: Eukaryota; Euglenozoa; Kinetoplastea; Trypanosomatida; Trypanosomatidae. The annotation marks the transcript as partial. The transcript has a single exon. The record is from RefSeq and is a predicted model, not a curated record.